Molecule: messenger RNA, 1548 nt
Organism: Asparagus officinalis (garden asparagus)
Lineage: Eukaryota; Viridiplantae; Streptophyta; Magnoliopsida; Asparagales; Asparagaceae
Exons: 2
Coding region: 493-1197 (234 amino acids)
Source: RefSeq, a predicted model, not a curated record
UCAAACUUUUUCAUGGUAUCAGAUCAGGUUUGAAAUUUUUUUUCUUCUACGUUCUUAGCCGAGAGACAGACUUGUGAGAUGACCGAGACGGGCCAAUCGAAGAAGGGGAUGGAUUCUUCAUCGCCUUACUACUUGCAUCCGUCGGAUAAUCCAGGCGCCAUCAUCACGUCAUGUUUGCUGAACGAGGAAAAUUAUGAUAUGUGGGAGAAAGCAAUGAUGAACGCCUUCAAGGCCAAGAACAAGUUAGACUUCAUCAACGGGACCUUGACAAAACCCAAGCCAGAUGAAUCGGAGGCCAACAGUUGGGAGGCGUGUAACUCGAUGCUGAUCUCAUGGAUUUUCAAUUCGAUUGAAAAAUCAAUCUAGUCAAGCGUGGCGUACUUAGAGACUGCAAAGGCAGUCUGGGACGACUUAAAGGAACGCUUCUCGAUUGGGAAUGCACCACGCGUUCAUGAACUCAAAAGCGAGAUCUCAUCGCUUCGACAACAGGGCAUGUCUGUAAUGGCAUAUUACACAAAGUUGAAAGGGAUGUGGGAUGAAUUGAGCAGCUAUUCCAAGAUCCCUACCUGUACCUGCGGUGCGGCGCAAGAGUUUAUCAAGGAACGAGAAGAGGAGAAGCUUCAUCAAUUUCUAAUGGGCCUGGACGAUGCAGUAUUUAGGACGGUGCGCUCUCAAAUACUUAGCAUGGAACCUCUGCCAUCGUUGAGUAGAGCUUACGCGACUAUCACACGUGAGGAGCGGCAUAGAUCUAUUGCACGAGGCCAAGAGGAACGAGUGGAGGGAGUAGCUUUAGCAACACAAGUAGCGGCGAAAGGGAAGAAUGUUGUGCAAAAUAAACAACAAUAUGCUGAAAAAUAUUGCUCAAACUGCAAGAAGUUGGGACAUGAGGUGUCUGAAUGCUUCGAGUUGAUCAGCUAUCCAUCUUGGUUCAAUCGAAAAGGGGGCCGCGGACGUAGGAAAAUUGAAGGCGGACGUGAUCGAGACCAACAAAAUUGGAACACUAGACGGAGUCAAGUCACAGCGGCUCAUGUUCAUCAACCCUCGAGAUCAACUGCUAGUCAUGCAGCCAAUCAGAAAUCUAUACCAGGUCUGUCAAAUGAUCAAUUUCAACGACUGCUGACCUUUUUGGAUCGGCGCGAUGACAGUUUUGAAAAGUUAUCUGGACCAUACCUCGAAGAACCUGAUUGGAGUGGGUGAGCCACGAGGGGGGGUCUACUACUACAAGCUUAUAGAGUCACACAAGGCUAUGAAGGCACAAAGAGUGGACUCCAACACAUUAUGGCAUCGUCGGAUGGGACACCAGUCAAGUCAGAAUUUACAUUUUGUUCCUGAUAUUAGUAGUUUUAAGUCGAAGAAUAAUGAAGCAUGUGAUGCUUGUUAUCGAGCGAAACAGACACGCUCCUCUUUUCCUAUCAGCAACAAUAAUACAGUUAGUUGUUUUGACUUGAUACACUGUGAUUUAUGGGGUCCUUAUCGCAUUACUUCUUCUUGUGGUGCCCACUAUUUUCUUACAAUUGUCGACGAUUGUAGUCGUGCUGUUUGGGUUUU